Messenger RNA from Salvelinus sp. IW2-2015, 1320 nucleotides. Lineage: Eukaryota; Metazoa; Chordata; Actinopteri; Salmoniformes; Salmonidae. The record is from RefSeq and is a predicted model, not a curated record.
UUCACUCAAUUGUAACGCGGAAGUCAGUGAAGCAUACUUAUGCGGAUGGGCGCUAUGAAAUAUACUAAACAUCAUCACCAUUUAGCCUGGGAGAAAGCGCCGGUGGGUGAUCUUUUCUUGCUCUGCACCGUGUGUGCAUUUUGAACGGGGGAAGUGAGCGUUUCAUCGCCGCGGAGAACUUCGGAAAAUAGCAGUGUAGCCUGGGAGUAGUGAUUCAGCCCGCCAUGCCAGCGAGACAGGAAGUGUGUGUGUGAGCCCGACCAGUCCGGUGGGCUGCGCGGGGAUGAACAUGCCACUGCACCAGAUCUCUGUCAUCCCCCGUGAUGUCACUUCCUCCCGGGUCAGCGGCAGUGGAAAGUCCAAGGACAAGGACAAACAGAAUGAGAAGCACCUGGGUCAUUCUGCCAGCAGGUCCAGCAAUAUUUCCAAGGCGGGGAGUCCCACCUCCGUCAACGCCCCCUGCAGCUUUUCACGGUCAUCGGUCACCCCCUCCAACCAGGACAUCUGCAGGAUCUGUCACUGCGAAGGAGACGAUGACAGCCCACUGAUAACACCGUGCAACUGUACGGGCAGCCUACGCUUUGUCCACCAGGCGUGCCUGCAGCAGUGGAUCAAGUCCUCGGACACACGCUGCUGUGAACUCUGCAAGUACCAGUUCAUCAUGGAGACCAAGCUCAAACCCCUUCGCAAGUGGGAGAAGCUCCAGAUGACGUCUAGUGAGAGAGGAAGAUCAUGUGUUCCUGUGACGUUCCAUGUCAUCGCCAUAACUUGCGUGGUGUGGUCCCUCUACGUGCUUGACCGCACUGCAGACGAGAUCAGAGCAGGUAUCCUGGAGUGGCCAUUCUGGACCAAGCUGGUGGUGGUAGCCAUCGGCUUCACGGGUGGCCUGGUCUUCAUGUAUGUCCAGUGUAAAGUCUACAUCCAGCUGUGGAGGAGACUCAAGGCCUACAACCGGGUGAUCUACGUCCAGAACCGCCCAGAGAUGUGUAAAAAACAAGUGUUCGAGAAGCUGCCCCUCAUGGAGCCCAGUUUGGAGCACAAGGAGGCUCUGGCCCUCAUCCAGUCUGACACAAACUCCUCCCAGUACACAGAGACAGAGGACUACAGUAUGGAAGUGCUACAUGUCUAACCAACAUAUUACUGAAGCGCCCACAGCAUUUUACAUAUACUAAUACACAGGCACACUCUGGCUGACCAACAUAUACACACACAAACACGAGCAAACCGAGUAAAAAACACACAGACAUGCAUAAGACUAUAGUAUGGGGGUUGUACUAAGGUGUGAGUGACCCACCUUCACCCUGCACCCAUCUCCACACA